This is a messenger RNA of Guillardia theta CCMP2712, 839 nucleotides long. RefSeq lists its product as hypothetical. The transcript is spliced from 10 exons. The record is from RefSeq and is a predicted model, not a curated record. Lineage: Eukaryota; Cryptophyceae; Pyrenomonadales; Geminigeraceae. The coding region runs from base 18 to 839 and encodes 273 amino acids.
GGUUCCACCCACCAAAAAUGCAAGCAACCCUGCAGCAUCGUGGGGUUGAUCUUCUUGCCAUGGCGCGGGUCGCGGGGUUGCAAACAUGCGAGGAGAUGUUGAGGUCAUGGAUCAAUGAUACAGAAGAGGCAGGGGAUUUGCUAGUGAAGUAUCUCGAGGGGAAGGUCAAACUUCAGGUUGAAUCAGAGCCAACGAGAGAAGGAGGGGGCGAAGUCUCGAACAAGUUGAUUCAGCAUGCAGGCAGUCUGGAUGCAACAGGAUCUCCAAGGAUCACUAGGUUGCAUGUGGGAGGGGUAGAGCAACGCAAAGGAUGGAGCAUCCUCAACACAGUGCCUGGACCAAACGUGGACAUUGUCGGCUCCUGUACAGACUUGUCUUUCAUCCCCAGUGCGACAGUGCAAGAAGUCUACUCCAGCCACUGUUUCGAGCACCUGGGGUACAAUUCAUGUGGACAACUUCUCUCCGCUCUCAGGGAGGUUCACAGAAUCCUCGUUCCUGGCGGCUGCUUUAAGUGUAGUGUACCCGACCUCUCCGUCCUUUGCUCGCUCUUCGCCAACCCUCCUGCCAUCUCCUACUACGAUCAAAGCAUUGUUCCGAGCGGCGUCAACCCCGUCAGAUGGCAAGUGAUGCGCAUGAUCUACGGGGGGCAGAUGGAUGCCUGGGACUUUCACAAGGUAGGUUUCGACCGGGGGAUCCUCGAGAGCUUUCUCAGGUCUGCGGGUUUUUUAGACGUUGAGCAGGUGGAGAACUUCGAAUUGUUCAACGACACCAGCAAGAUGCGUUUCCUUGGGAUCCCCAUCAGCUUGAAUGUAAUUGCCUGGAAACAGAAAAGUCUAUAG